AUGCCAGAGAAGAUGAUACAUAUUGAUGGAAGGACACUCGAAGGUGGUGGACAGCUGGUCCGCAACGCCGUAGCCCUAUCCGCUCUGACAGGCAAACCGAUAACCAUCACGAAUAUUCGAGGCAAUCGCCAUGGGAAAACUGGGUUGAAAGGCUCACAUGCAGCAGCUAUUCAAUUCAUCUCUGAAAUAUGCCAGGGAGAGGUCGUCAACGGGCAGGUUGGAUCGCAGACGAUCACCUUCUAUCCCCGUAGACGGGAAUUAUACCAUGCUCUAGAACAGAAGCCUUCGGUAUCAUCAGUGUCGUCACAGUUGAAAUACUUGAGUCUGGGACUGCCUGCGAUCAAACAAGAAUACUCUAUACAGCAGCAUACCGCGGGUUCUAUCUCCCUUGUCUUCCAAGCUUUGUACCCGUAUUUGGUUUAUGCUAGUAGCCUUUCAAUGGCGGAUAAUACAAGACAUCUACCAACCCAGGUGCACAUCACUGGUGGCACGAAUGUCACUCAUUCUCCUUCAUUUGACUACCUGGAUCAGGUUCUCGGACCGAACUUGCUAAAAUGCGGGCUUCCGAACUUGUCUAUCAAUCUGCAUAAGCGGGGAUGGUCCACGGGGCCAAGAGAUCUUGGGGCUAUGACAUUCUACGUCCAUCCUCUGGCCGAAAGGCAGGGCAAGACUAAAUGGUUUCCGCUCCUUAAACUCAGCCAAUACAGGAAGACAGCGAUAACGAGGAUUGAUAUCACAAUCCUAGCUCCUGACAUCGACCUGCAACAUCAGGAAGCGCAAGGGAAUCGACAGGCCGGGCGAAAGGCGUCCCGCAAUAAUAGCAACAACGGCGGCAGCAGCAGCGAUAUUUCUCAGAGUAAAACUGUCCGAGAAUAUCUUGAGGACAGGGGUCAAAAUGUGUUAAGCCGUGCCAUAAAUAGUUUGGAAGGGAAUUUCGAUACUCGAGCACGAAACGGCGAGAAAAGCGAAUGGGAGGGGUCUGGAAUACCGAUUAAAAUGCACCUCUCCGAAGCGACUCAUCAUCAUUCACAUAUCUACAUCUUGUUAGUAGCUCACAUGUCAAACGGCUUUAGGCUCGGAAGGGAUGCCCUAUUCAAUGGAUACGCAAGGCCCGGUGGCGGCAAAAGUGGACGGGGCAGGAUUGAGAAAGAUAGUGGCAGCAGAGGUUCUGACAGCACGAAUAGUAUGAUAGCGACUCUGGAUGGUCUCGUCGACAGCUGUGUUGCCGGUCUUGUUGAGGAAAUAAAAGAGAGAGAUGGUGGCGACGGGACGACACACCAGCCGUGCGUCGAUGUACAUAUGCGUGAUCAGCUCGUUAUUUUCGAAGCAUUAGGGCUGUUGGACCGGCCAGCAAAUUCGAGAAAGGACAGCGACAGAUUUCAGGGGCUAGAAGAUAACAGGGAAGAUGAUCAAUACUGGAGUCUACACACACGGACUGCGCGAUGGGUCUGCGAACAGAUACUAGGGGCAAAUGUUUGGGGUGGCACAUGA
This is a messenger RNA of Talaromyces atroroseus, 1491 nucleotides long. RefSeq lists its product as hypothetical. Gene Ontology annotation, cellular component: nucleus. The coding region runs from base 1 to 1491 and encodes 496 amino acids. Gene Ontology annotation, biological process: RNA processing. Gene Ontology annotation, molecular function: RNA-3'-phosphate cyclase activity. Lineage: Eukaryota; Fungi; Ascomycota; Eurotiomycetes; Eurotiales; Trichocomaceae. The transcript has a single exon. The record is from RefSeq and is a predicted model, not a curated record.